UUACAGUACCGCCGGCCUGCUAUUUUUCUCCCUGACGCCUCCGCCUCUCCUCUGAUCGCCCCCGGUUCGUCCUGGUCAUCCUUGGGAUUACUUCUCCGUCGUUGAUCCUGUCGUCGCUCAUCGUCGCGAAUCGCAAAUCAUCGCGAAUUGUCGCAAUGGCGUGGUCGGAUUACGCCAUGCUUGCAGCGUCCGUCGCCCUCCCCAUCGCACAGGGCUUUCUCUCAGCGUCGCUCUUCGGCGGCGGUGAUUCGCCAUGGUAUAGGAGCCUGGACAAGCCCACUUGGACCCCGCCGGGGUGGGCGUUCCCCGUGAUCUGGAUCAAUCUGUACAUCAUGAUGGGCGUCGCCGCGUGGCUAGUGUGGCUGCAAGGAGGAUUCUCCCUUCAAGCUCUUCCCCUGGGCAUCUAUGUCUUUCAGCUGGUCCUCAAUUUCCUGUGGACUCCCCUCUUCUUCGGCAUGCACAAGAUUGACUGGGCGCUAGCAGAAAUUGUGCUGCUGUGGCUGACGCUCUUCUGCACCAUCGUGGUCUUCUGGCCCGUCAGCAAAGUCGCCUCUAUUCUUCUCUGGCCCUACAUCGUCUGGGUGUCCAUCGCCACCUGCCUCAACUGGUACAUCUUCCUGCACAAUGCUCCCACCCCCGGUGCUGACGGCCUUGCUCAGCCGCUUCGGUCCUCUGACUGAUGAGGAUAGAGUGCACGGGAUAUAUUGUAUUUCUUCAGGGUUUUCAUGUGCAACAGAAAGUUUUAUAGCACCUAAAUAUUCUGAUUCAUGUGCCAAACCCGAAUUGCUUGGCAUGCACUAUGCGAUAACCAGUGGAGAUCGUGCAUGCAUGACUGGGCGGAGCUACCGAAGCAUGACAUUACCAUUUGAUCUGUUGUGAUAAAAUCGUAGCGAUACG
Molecule: messenger RNA, 897 nt
Organism: Closterium sp. NIES-67
Lineage: Eukaryota; Viridiplantae; Streptophyta; Zygnematophyceae; Desmidiales; Closteriaceae
Source: the annotation of a GenBank genome assembly